This is a messenger RNA of Oncorhynchus tshawytscha (Chinook salmon), 2206 nucleotides long. RefSeq names its product proline rich 5 like (gene prr5l). The transcript has 9 exons. Gene Ontology annotation, cellular component: TORC2 complex. The coding region runs from base 343 to 1380 and encodes 345 amino acids. Lineage: Eukaryota; Metazoa; Chordata; Actinopteri; Salmoniformes; Salmonidae. Gene Ontology annotation, biological process: TORC2 signaling. The record is from RefSeq and is a predicted model, not a curated record.
GGGGCAGGCACCACCAGAGAAUGAACGAACUCUAUAGAUGUGUAUUGAUGAAAGUCACACUUGUAAACGCGAGCGUUGUCCGAUACUUCGCAGUACAAAGUAGCAGAUGUAGCAAAUAGCCUUCAAGCUAAUGCCACUCUUUAUGGGCUGAAUUAUUAGACGACGAGACUAAAACCCAAGGACAUUUCAAUUGGUUGAAUUUCAUAAUUCGCUAGUUCAAAGAGGUAUAGGCUACACAUGCUUUAUACACGAAUUUGAAAUUGUCGCCACAAGGACGCCGCUGUGCGCAAGACACACGGCAAUUGAAGAGUAGUUGAAGUGAGCUUGUAAAAGGCCUGGUGCAUGAUGGGAUCUUUUCGGCGGCCCCGCCCUCGCUUCAUGAGCUCGCCCGUGCUGACGGACCUCGCCUGCUUCCACGCCAGCUCGGUCGGCCAGCAGCUGUCCAACACCAGCGUCUGGAAUAGCGUCCAAACAGCCGUGAUCAAAGUGUUCCAGGGUGGAGGGUUGCAAGCGAAUGAGCUUUACACCCUCAAUGAGAGCAUCAGAUGGCUCCUCAAGACCGAGUUGGGCUCGUUCAUCACAGAGUACUUCCAGAAUCAACUCUUGACCAAAGGCCUGUCACAUAUUCUGGAGAAGAUUAGACUUUAUGAGGGUGACAGUCAACUCCUUAUCCUGUCUGAGAUGUGGGUCAGGUUCUUCACUGGGAUCUUGCCCACGCUCCAGGCUAUAUUCUAUCCUGUUCAGGGUCAGGAGCUUACCGUCAGACAGAUGGCUCUACUGGGCUUCAGAGACCUGGUCCUGUUGAAGCUCUCCCUAGAAGACCUACUGCCCAUUGCCACAGUCCCCCCAGCCAUCACACAAAUGCUGCUGAUUCUGCAGGGCAUCCAUGAGUCUAACGGGCCCAGUCAAGAGUACUAUCAGCUAGAGGGAUUGGUCGAGACAGUCAUCUCGCCUUACCUGGGGAACGUCCUCCACGUUAGCAACACCAACUGCUUCGUAGAAUGCCGUGCACCACUUUCCAGGUUAAGAGGAGUGGCACAACCAGAGAUCACUGUUACUCAUCAUCAUGCCUCAGACUCCUCCUCUCUGGCUCCCCUAGUGGAGCAGGAGGGGGAAUCCUACCUGGAGAAGGUGGGAGGAGUCCGACGCCACACAGUGGCCAAUGCACACUCUGACAUACGGCUGCUCUCAGCUUCUGGCAGGAUGCAGCCUGGGAUGGAGGAGGACAGUGGUGGCGGUGGUGGGAACGGGAUGGCAGGCAACGGCAUGCUGCCCAGGCCUUUCUCCAGCCAUCCAGACAUCCUGGAAUCCCCACUGGGAGUGGUGGGGCCCUUUAGAAAGCAAAGAUCGACUGAAAUCAGCUGCCAUCCUCCCAGCUAACCAGUGAUAGCUGGAGACCAUUGUUGUUAUUGAUUCCUGGAAACUGAGGGGAUAAAAAACAUCUCUGAGUGCGGGCAGGGUGGUUGGGUGGAGUCCCUGUCACCCAAGGGCUUUCCCUCCUCUGUGCUCAGAGGCCAAAAUGUGGAAACAGUUGAUUGUUUCCGUACAGCUCUGUUACCCGAAUUGCCAACAUGUCAGAUCUAUUCACAUGAUUUUAUUCCUGGGACGCAUUCCUCGGUUGGAACUGAUUGAUGACAGGCAUCUACCGUAACAGCUCAUGUUUUUACCCUAUUUAACCUCUCAUAAGGACUCAGGGGACAGUGAGAUCUGAGCCUCAUGUAAAGAAAGUUUGUGACUGACCGCCUCGAUUUGGUGUUUUGUAACAUUGUUUUAGUAUUUAGUUUUUACAUUAGAUAAAAGUUGACUCCCUAGGCUCACAGCUAGAAAAACUGUAUAUCAUACACUGCAGUUGAGGAACAAAUGGGAAAGUAAUUCUGCUUUGAACGUUGAAAAACUUGUAACCCCACUUUUGAGAAAAUGGUCCUUGAAUGUUUGGUACACGAGCUCUUCUUAUUCUACACCCAUUCAGCAUCGUUUACACCCUCUUAAGACUUAGCCCCACCCAUCUCUUUCACGUGUGAGGCAAUGUGCUAAACAUUGAGUAUGGUAGUGAACAACCAAAGAUUUCAAGACUAAAGGCUGGUUUAUACUACAUCUAUCAACAGUUGUCACAGUGACAUCAUGAACAUUCUAUUGUCGUCCGACAUCAAACUUGUCGUUGUUGUUCUGAAAAAUUAUUAACAAUAAAAUGACAUCAUGCAUGACA